Messenger RNA from Notothenia coriiceps (black rockcod), 522 nucleotides. Its product is annotated as potassium/sodium hyperpolarization-activated cyclic nucleotide-gated channel 2-like. Gene Ontology annotation, biological process: regulation of membrane depolarization; sodium ion transmembrane transport; potassium ion transmembrane transport. The transcript is spliced from 3 exons. The record is from RefSeq and is a predicted model, not a curated record. Gene Ontology annotation, molecular function: voltage-gated potassium channel activity. NCBI's taxonomy places the organism in Eukaryota, Metazoa, Chordata, Actinopteri, Perciformes, Nototheniidae. The coding region runs from base 1 to 522 and encodes 173 amino acids. Gene Ontology annotation, cellular component: axon; dendrite; membrane.
AUGAAAUCAAUAGACAUCAGCUGCAACAAGGACGUGAAAGAGCAGUUUUACUGGGACUUGACCAUGCUGCUGCUGAUGGUGGGCAACCUCAUCAUCAUCCCUGUGGGCAUCACGUUCUUCAAAGACGAGCACACGCCACCCUGGAUCGUGUUCAACGUGGUUUCCGACACCUUCUUCCUCAUGGACCUGGUCCUCAACUUCCGGACGGGCAUCGUCAAGGAGGACAACACAGAGAUCAUUCUAGAUCCGCAAAAGAUCAAAAUCAAGUACUUGCGGAGUUGGUUUGUGGUGGACUUCAUCUCCUCCAUUCCUGUGGACUAUAUCUUCCUCAUCGUGGAGACGCGCAUCGAUUCUGAUUUCUACAAGACGGCGCGCGCCUUGCGGAUUGUCCGAUUCACAAAGAUCCUCAGCUUGCUGCGGCUCCUGCGACUCUCCAGACUCAUUCGCUACAUCCACCAAUGGGAAGAGAUGGGCGACACGGGGAGAUGUCGUGAAAAUAGUUCUCCCAGCAUGAGCGCGUGA